UAACACAACACGAUUACAAAGUAUUAUAUUUACCAAAUUUAAGCUUUUAAUUGUGGUAAUUAACUAAUUCAUUCUCAAAAUGACGAGAUUUACUCGUGUGAAAAGUACUCAUCAACGCGUCGAGGGUGACUCUACUUCUUGGGGAGAACUUAAAGCCACGCCAGCCAAGGAUGACACGAAAAAUCACAGAGAUACGAAACGAGGAGCCCCUUCAAAUAAUAAUAAAGGUUCCCCCAGUGGCGGAGGAAAGAAGUUCAACAACAACAACCGGACUAAUCAAAGUGAUGGGGGUGGUGGUGGAGGUGGUAAAAAGUUUCAAAAACGACGACCAGAUCGAAGAGAUAACAAAAACAAAGGCAGAGGAGGAGGAGGUGGAGGAAGAGGACGAGAUAGCGAAGAAAAUCCAAAUUUUACUCCGUUGGGUGGGAGCAAUCCGAACGUAAGGGGACAGGGAUCGACGAAAUCGGUUAAAGUUUUUGGAAAUUUCUGGGUUGGCGAAGACGAUGCAAAGAGACUGCAAGGGGUCGCAAAAAAGAUGAAAAGUGAAGGUAUUUCCCGGAAAGAAAUCCUAGACUCGCUGCAAGGGGAGAGACGGAAGGCAGAAAAAGCGUCGAAACGGCGGAGGGAUAAGACCUGCUUCAAUUGUCGACAGUUUGGUCAUGUCCUUGCUGAUUGUCCGGCGACAAAUACCAACACUGGAGAAGGAGGAGAGGGAGGAGAAGAAGGCAAGAAAACUAGCUCGGAUGGCGACAUCUGCUUCAAAUGUGGCUCUACAGAACAUACGUCAAGGUUUUGCAAGAGAAAGAGCGACAAAUUCUCAUUCGCCAAAUGUUUUGUCUGUUCCAAAUCGGGCCACAUUGCGAGACAGUGCCCAUCAAAUCAGAACGGAAUCUACCCUGCUGGAGGAAAUUGUGACGAAUGUGGAUCUGUUCAGCAUUUGAAAAAAGAUUGUCCAACCGUUGUUGGAGGAGCUCGAGGGGGGAAAGACGAUCCGGAAGCACAAGUGGGGAGAAUGGCUAAUCCCUUUGCUUCCACGGAAUACGAAGACAUUCCAGCGUCUAGUAGUAGUAGGAAUGUUGAAGAGGGAAACGAAGAUGAAACUGAUGACAACAAAGACAAAAGAAGCAAACAACCAAAACCCAACAAGUUUAAAAAGAACAAUAAACGGAAACAUGCCCCCAAUCCUAACGAUAAUUUUUCUAAAGAACCCGUCUCUUCUGUAUCGAAUGAUUUCAAUCAGAACGACAGUAAACCAACAGUUGCAAAGAAGCGUAAAGUUGUAAAAUUCUAAGUAUUUCUAUAAAAACAAAUCUCGUUAAAAGGUUAUUUUGUUGGCGCAUUAAUAAAGUAUUACGCACAAGUUUAACAA
Folsomia candida is the source of this 1369-nucleotide messenger RNA. RefSeq names its product cold shock protein 1. The coding region runs from base 80 to 1291 and encodes 403 amino acids. The transcript is spliced from 2 exons. Lineage: Eukaryota; Metazoa; Arthropoda; Collembola; Entomobryomorpha; Isotomidae. Gene Ontology annotation, molecular function: nucleic acid binding; zinc ion binding. The record is from RefSeq and is a predicted model, not a curated record.